UGCAAUCGGGGUCAGCUUAGACGAUCCCCCCUAUAUACUCAAAUUUUAUCCUAGGCUGCCUGUCCUUGCUGCGUAUAUUGCUUAACAAUAUCUCCUGAUUAUCAAUCUGGCCUCGGGACGGAGCGAACAAAGAAUCGUCUCCGCAUACUAAAGCUAGGCCCUAUCUAGCCCCCCAUAUAAGUCCAUCUCUCUCUCAGAUGUGGCGGACUCAUCGAGAAUAAAGGACGCGAUUUGGACACCGGUGCUGGCUAUCCCCCGUUACGUCUGGCCUCGUCGUGGAAUCUUUCUACCCGGUCGAAGAAGCAGCCCGUUAUCCCGCUACGACUGGGUUACGCGAGCCAUCUGUAACCAGGAAGAUCGUCACCGCCGCCGUUCUUAUCCUCACUGUUUCGCAUCAGUUUCCAGAAUCGGGGGCAAACCUCUCCCGAAAGCUCUUUUUUAAGGGCAAAAAAAGUCGCCCGCCAUGUGGGCUAGCACCAUUGACACCGAGUCCAUCCGCCGGACAGACUCCGGCAGGCCGAAUCUAUGGCAUUCAGAGAGCGCCAGACCAGGUGCAAGUGGGAGUGCACCAGGUUUGGGUGCUCACGCCGACUCUAGUGGGUCCGACGAAGCUGUGAACGGAGAGGGUACUUGGGGUGAACGCGACGUCGGCGGUUUCGACGAGCAAGAGGCACGAGAGGAAUUAGAGGUGCUACGACACAACCUCACGCAGCUUCACAGAACGAGGACCCGAGACACCCAGGCUAGCAGGCGCUUAACACAGGUCCGCACGGGUCGCAGUAGCGCGGCGGAGAAUCCAUCGAGACGGCACACGAGGCAGCUCGGGCCCGGGGACGAAGGGGCUGGCGACAAAGAUGUAGUAGACGAAGAAGACGACUUUGAGCUGGGCAAGUUCAUAAUCGACGGUCACUUCGAGAAGCGUACGGAGUCCGGUUCUGCGAAGAGAGUCGGCGUCAUUUACAAGAAUCUCACGGUCAAGGGUGUUGGAAGUACCUCUUCUUUUGUCCGAACAAUCCCAGAUGCGGUAAUCGGCACCUUCGGGCCUGAUCUGUAUCGUAUCCUCUCUCGUUACAUUCCCUUUCUCCGCUUCGGUAGAACUAAGCCGACGCGGACCUUGAUUAACGACUUCACCGGAUGUGUUCGCGACGGCGAGAUGAUGCUCGUCCUAGGCCGCCCUGGUUCCGGAUGUAGUACCUUCCUCAAAGCCGCCAGCAACAAUUGCGAAUCGUUCGCCGCCGUGGAAGGAGAAGUAUCCUACGGUGGCAUCCCGGCAGCUAAGCAGAAGAAGAUGUACCGGGGUGAGGUCAACUACAAUCCCGAGGACGACAUCCACUUCGCUUCGCUCAACGUUUGGCAGACCUUCACCUUCGCCCUCAUGAACAAGACUAAACGGGCAGCUAAGGAGGAGAUCCCGAUCAUUGCUAACGCGCUAUUGAAAAUGUUUGGUAUCAGCCACACCAAGUACACGCUGGUCGGCGACGAGUACACGCGAGGAGUAUCUGGUGGCGAGCGCAAGCGCGUGUCCAUCGCCGAGACGCUGGCGUCGAAGUCGACAGUUAUCGCGUGGGAUAACUCGACUCGCGGGCUGGACGCCUCGACGGCCCUCGACUACGCCAAGUCUCUCCGCAUCAUGACCGACGUCAGCAACCGCACGACGCUCGUGACCCUGUACCAGGCCGGCGAGGGUAUCUACGAGCUCAUGGACAAGGUCCUCGUUAUCGACCAGGGCCGACAGAUAUUCUCAGGGCCCGCCCGGGACGCCAAGCAGUACUUCACCGACCUCGGCUUCGCGUGCCCGGAGAGGCAGACGACGGCGGAUUUCCUGACCGCCGUUACCGACCCCAACGAACGCCAGUUCCGGCCGGGAUUCGAGGACCGGGCACCGAAGACGGCCGAGGAGCUCGAGAAGGCUUUCCGCGACUCGUCCAACUAUCAAAAAAUGCUGGACGACGUGCGCGACUACGAGGAGCACCUGCACCGCACCGAUUUUGAGGACGCCAAGAAGUUCGAGGGUGCGGUCCAGGAGUCCAAGUCGAAGCACGUCAGCGAGAAGUCUCCGUACACGGUUUCGUUCUUCCGCCAGGUGAUCGCGUGCACGGAGAGGGAGUUCUGGCUCCUCUUCGGCGACGUGACGACGCUGUGGACCAAGUUCUUCAUCAUUGUCUCGAACGGCCUCAUCGUCGGCUCGAUCUACUACGGCCAGCCCUUCUCCACCGCCGGAGCAUUCUCUCGCGGCGGCGCGCUCUUCUUCUCCAUCCUCUUCCUUGGCUGGCUGCAGCUGUCGGAACUGAUGAGAGCCGUCUCGGGGCGGGCGGUCGUCUCCCGCCAUCGAGAUUACGCCUUCUACCGCCCGUCUGCCGUCUCGCUCGCCCGCGUCAUUCAGGAUAUCCCGGUCGUCUUCGUUCAGGUCUGCAUCUUCGGCUUGGCCAUGUACUUCAUGACCAACAUGGAUAUGGAUGUUAGCAAGUUCUGGAUUUAUCUGUUGUUCGUGUACACGACGACGAUAACCAUCACGGCUAUGUAUCGCAUGUUCGCUAGUCUUUCCCCCGAAAUCGAUACGGCGGUGCGCUUCUCCGGUCUUGCACUCAAUCUGCUCAUCAUCUAUACGGGAUACGUGAUCCCCAAGACGCAACUGCUGAGAGACUACAUCUGGUUCGGCUGGCUCUACUGGGUGAACCCCCUGGCCUACAGUUUCGAGGCCGUCUUGACAAGUGAGCUUUCGAAUCGAGAAAUGGAAUGCGAUCCCCAACAGCUCGUACCUCAGGGCCCCAAUGCCCUUCCAGAGUAUCAGGGCUGUUCUCUCGUCGGCUCUAGGGUUAACUCUCGUACGGUCGCCGGUAGUGAUUAUCUGGACGUCGGCCUCGGUUAUAGUCGCGCCAACCUAUGGCGAAACUUCGGUGUCGUAAUCGCAUUCGCGGUCCUAUAUAUACUUGUCACGGUGAUCGCGACGGAGCUGUUCGACUUCUCAUCGGAAGGUGGCGGCGCCGUGAUCUUCAAGAAGUCUCGCAAGGCCAAGAAGCAAGUGCAAAAGGCAGCUUCAGCCCCUGAUGUCGAGAAGAAUGUGGGCCACGAGAGUAGCGGGUCGUCCGCAACUAGAGUCGGCGAGUCUUCCGCGACGCCAGAGGAGCAGCUCGAUGCUCUUGGACAGCUCACAAAUAGCAACUCGAUCUUCACGUGGAGGGACGUCGAAUACACAGUUCCUUACCUCGGCGGCGAGCGCAAGCUCCUAAACAAGGUGAACGGUUACGCCAAACCUGGCAUCAUGGUCGCGCUGAUGGGCGCUUCCGGUGCUGGAAAGUCGACGCUUCUGAACACGCUGGCGCAGCGUCAGCGUGUUGGCGUCGUCUCGGGCGAAAUGUUCGUCGACGGCCAUCCUCUAGACCCGGAUUUCCAGCGCAAUACAGGAUUCUGCCUCCAGGGUGAUCUCCACGAUGGCACUCAAACGAUUCGCGAGGCCAUCGAAUUCUCGGCGCUACUAAGGCAAGAGGCUUCGAUACCCCGGGCGGAGAAAAUCGCCUACGUAGACAAGAUCAUCGACCUGCUCGAGCUCAACGACCUACAGGAUGCCAUCAUCAGCUCCCUCGGCGUCGAGCUGCGGAAACGGCUUACCAUCGGUGUUGAGCUGGCCGCGAAGCCCUCCCUACUCCUAUUCCUAGACGAGCCUACUUCGGGCCUAGAUUCGCAGUCCGCGUUCUCCAUCAUCACGUUCCUGAGGAAGCUUUGCGCCGCCGGGCAGGCCAUCGUCUGCACGAUCCACCAGCCAAGCUCGGUCCUGAUCCAGCAGUUCGACAUGGUGCUCGCGCUGAACCCGGGCGGAAACACGUUCUACUUCGGGCCCAUCGGCGAGAACGGCCAGGACGUGAUCAACUACUUCGCGGAACGCGGCGCCGAGUGCCCGCCGGGCAAGAACGUCGCCGAGUUCCUGCUCGAGACGGCCGCGCGGCCGCACAAGCGCCCCGACGGCACUAAGAUCGACUGGAACGAGGAGUGGCGGAACAGCGAGCAGGCAGAGAGGGUGGUCGAGGAGAUCGAGGGCCUCAAGCGGAGCCGCAGCACGGCGCAUCCGCAGCAGCACCCCAAGCCGGACGCCAAGACGGGGUCGCGAGAGUACGCGGCCUCUGACUGGGCGCAGACGGUGGAGCUUACGAAGCGCAUGUUCCGGCAGCACUGGCGCGACCCGGCGUACGUGUAUGGGAAGCUGUUCGUGGCGGUGAUCAUCGGCAUCUUCAACGGGUUCACGUUCUGGAAGCUAGGCAACACUGUCCAGGACAUGGAGAACCGGAUGUUCACGCCCUUCUUGAUCAUCAUGAUCCCGCCGACGGUGGUCAACGCGGUCGUGCCUAAGUUCUACACCAACAUGUCGCUGUGGCAGGCGCGCGAGUAUCCGUCGCGCAUCUACGGCUGGUUCGCCUUCUGCACGGCCAACGUCAUCGUCGAGCUGCCCUCUGCCAUCAUCUCCGGCACCCUGUACUGGCUCCUGUGGUACUGGCCGACCGGCCUGCCCAGCGAGAGUUCCGUCUCGGGAUACACAUACCUGAUGACCAUCCUCUUCUUCCUGUUCGUCACCAGCUGGGGCCAGUGGAUCUGCGCGUUCGCCCCCAGCUUCACCGUCAUCUCCAACGUGCUGCCUUUCUUCUUUGUCAUGUUCGGCCUGUUCAACGGCGUCGUGCAGCCGUACUCGCUGCUGCCGGUCUUCUGGAGGUACUGGAUGUACUACGUGAACCCGUCGACGUACUGGGUCGGCGGCGUGCUGGCGGCGACGCUCGACGGCAUCCCCGUCCAGUGCGAUCCUGCAGAGACGGCCCAGUUCGACGCGCCCCCGAACCAGACCUGCCAGUCAUACGCAGGCACGUUCGCACAGGCCGCUGGAGGCUACCUUCUCAACCCCGACGCGACGAGCGACUGUCAAUACUGUCCGUACACCGUCUCGAACCAGUAUCUCACCACGCUCAACAUCAACGCCGACGAGAAAUGGCGAGACUUCGGCAUCUUCCUAGCCUUCUGCGUGUCCAACUGGGCGCUCAUCUACUUCUUCAUCUACACGGUGCGCGUGCGCGGCUGGUCCUUCGGCUUAGGCGCCGUGUUCGGCGCUCUAGGCAAGCUUGUUGACGUGCUCAAGAAACCGUUCCAGCGCUCCACCGCCAGGGAGGCUUGAUCAGACCCAUUCGUUAACCUACCCUGCGUGCACAGUCACACGCACGCCCUCCCCCUCCGCACGCGCAUUGGUCCCUCUCUACUUACCCACGCCCGUUAGCGGUGCGCGUCCGGGGAGGAGGAGGAUUGUGCGCGCGGGCGCGUAAGGAACACCAAUGCGCAGCAUAAACUGCCUCGGAACGACAGCUUCCCUCGCGCCGCUGGCCCGGGCUAUCCUUAGUCCUCUCGCUGAGGGGGCGGCUAGAGAGGUACUACGUAGUUUGUCAACGCCAAGGAUGGGCUCGCCACGCGAGUCGGAUAGCGCCUCGCUGCCCGACGUUAGAGCUAGAGAGCUAAAGGUUCUCGAUUUUCCCCGUUGUAAUGAUUUGCGAAGA
Molecule: messenger RNA, 5528 nt
Organism: Durotheca rogersii
Lineage: Eukaryota; Fungi; Ascomycota; Sordariomycetes; Xylariales; Xylariaceae
Product: ABC-2 type transporter-domain-containing protein
Exons: 3
Coding region: 464-5155 (1563 amino acids)
Biological process (GO): transmembrane transport
Cellular component (GO): membrane
Molecular function (GO): ATP hydrolysis activity; ABC-type transporter activity; ATP binding
Source: RefSeq, a predicted model, not a curated record